AUAGCAUGAUGGCGUUAUUUGUUUGGGCAUUGGCAUGAGAAGGCGUUGGUUGAUAUGCAUUGUUUGUUUUGUUUUGUUUUGUUUUUUUUCCUCUCGGUUUUUGCAUGUAUGUGUGAUACCCCGUCAGUCGAGUCGAAUCGUCCUCCUGACAUGUCUUUUGUUCUCAUUUGAGUGUCUUCGCGACGACUUGAUUUAUUAUUUCUUUUUGUUUCUUUAUAGGUUUGUUUGUUUGCUUGUGAAUAGAGCUGAUCUCUAUCUAGGCCUGCUAGGCUGUUAUUAAUGAAC
Talaromyces proteolyticus is the source of this 285-nucleotide messenger RNA. RefSeq lists its product as uncharacterized. The coding region runs from base 35 to 280 and encodes 81 amino acids. The transcript has a single exon. NCBI's taxonomy places the organism in Eukaryota, Fungi, Ascomycota, Eurotiomycetes, Eurotiales, Trichocomaceae. The record is from RefSeq and is a predicted model, not a curated record.